GUACGCUUCAUUACGCGUUUUUGCAUCCAAAAAUCACAUUUUGACUUUUCUUCUCUACAUUUAACUGUUUUGAAAUUUAUAAGUGAACACUAUUUUCCCAUUUCGUAUCCUAACUCAAAGUCUUUGUGAAUCAUCUCUCAUGGCUUCUUCUUCUUCCUCACCUCGCAACUGGAGAUACAAUGUCUUCACGAGCUUCCAUGGACCAGACGUCCGUAUUAAAUUUCUCAGUCAUUUACGUCAACAGUUUGUCUACAAUGGAAUUACAAUGUUCGAUGACAACGGGAUCGAAAGAAGCCAAAUUAUCGCUCCAGCUCUCAAAAAAGCCAUUGGAGAAUCAAGGGUCGCGAUUGUAUUGCUCUCGAAGAACUAUGCUUCUUCCAGUUGGUGUUUGGAUGAGCUAUUGGAGAUUUUAAAGUGCAAAGAAUAUAUAGGACAAAUAGUGAUGACUGUCUUCUACGAAGUUGAUCCUUCUCACGUGCGCAAACAAACCGGAGAUUUUGGGAUUGCUUUCAAAGAAACUUGUGCUCAUAAAACAGAGGAGGAGAGGAGCAAAUGGAGCCAAGCUUUGACCUAUGUGGGCAACAUAGCCGGAGAAGACUUCAUACACUGGAAAGAUGAAGCAAAAAUGAUAGAGAAGAUAGCAAGAGAUGUUUCGACUAAAAUAAAUGUCACACCGUGUCGGGAUUUUGAUGACAUGGUUGGACUAGAAAGACAUUUGAAGGAAAUGGUGUCUUUGCUAGAUUUAGACAAAGAAGGAGUUAAGAUGGUUGGAAUCUCUGGUCCUGCAGGCAUUGGUAAGAGUACCAUUGCCAAAGCUUUACAUAGUCGACACUCUAGUACGUUUCAACAUAAUUGUUUUGUGGACAAUCUUUGGGAAAACUAUAAGAUUUGUACUGGUGAGCAUGGUGUGAAGUUGCGCUUACAUGAGCAAUUUGUUUCAAAAAUUUUGAAACAAAAUGGUUUGGAACUAACUCAUUUAAGUGUGAUAAAAGAUAGGCUACAAGACAAGAAGGUUCUUAUCAUUCUUGAUGAUGUGGAGAGUUUAGCUCAACUUGAGACUUUGGCUGAUAUGACGUGGUUUGGUCCUGGAAGUAGGGUCAUAGUAACGACUGAAAACAAAGAGAUUUUGCAGCAACAUGGUAUCGGUGAUAUAUACCAAGUUGGAUAUCCAUCAGAAAGCGAAGCACUAACGAUCUUCUGUCUAUCUGCUUUUAAACAAGCCUCUCCACCUGAUGGGUUUAUGGAUCUUGCGGAUGAAGUUGUAAGAAUUUGUGAUAAGCUUCCAUUGGCUCUGUGUGUUUUAGGGUCGUCAUUGCUGCGAAAGAGCCAGACUGACUGGGAGGAUGAACUGCCAAGGUUGAGAAACUGUCUUGACGGAAUUGAGAGUGUAUUGAAAGUGGGCUUUGAGAGUUUAAAUGAGAAAGACCAAGCUCUAUUUCUCUACAUUACAGUCUUCUUCAAUUAUGAAUGUGCUGAUCAUGUGACGUUGAUGCUAGCGAAAUCUAACUUGAAUGUUAGACUUGGGUUGAAAAACCUAGCUAAUAGGUAUCUCAUACAUAUAGAUCACGACCAAAAAAAAAGAGUGGUAGUGCAUCGUUUGCUACGAGUAAUGGCUAUACAAGUUUGUACCAAACAAAAGCCUUGGAAAAGCCAGAUUCUAGUAGAUGCCGAAAAGAUAGCUUAUGUUCUUGAAGAAGCAACGGGUAAUCGAUCUAUUAAAGGUGUAUCAUUUGACACAGCGGAGAUCGACGAAUUAAUGAUAAGCCCAAAGGCUUUUGAAAAAAUGUGCAAUCUUUUGUUCCUGAAAGUCUACGAUGCGGGGUGGCAUACCGGAAAAAGAAAAUUGGACAUUCCAGAGGAUAUUAAGUUUCCACGUACCAUACGGUUAUUUCAUUGGGAUGCCUACUCAGGAAAGAGGCUUCCUAGUAGCUUUUUUGCAGAAAAUCUUGUUGAAGUCAAUAUGCAAGAUAGCGAGCUCCAGAAGCUAUGGGAAGGAACUCAGUGCCUUGCCAAUCUCAAGAAGAUAGAUCUUUCAAGGUCAUCUUGUUUGACGGAACUUCCAGAUCUUUCAAAUGCUACAAAUCUGGAGGACUUGUAUGUGGGUUCUUGCACUGCUUUGGUAGAGCUUCCAUCUUCGAUUGGGAAUCUUCAUAAACUAGCUCAUAUAAUGAUGUAUUCUUGCGAAAGUCUAGAAGUCAUUCCAUCUCUCAUCAACUUGACAUCUCUUACCUUCCUCAACAUGAAUAAAUGCUCAAGAUUGAGAAGAUUCCCAGAUAUCCCCACCAGCAUAGAGGACGUCCAAGUAACAGGUACAACUCUAGAGGAAUUGCCUGCAUCACUUACGCAUUGCUCUGGUCUUCAGACUAUUAAGAUAAGUGGAAGUGUAAAUCUCAAGAUCUUCUACACAGAGCUCCCCGUGAGUGUAAGCCAUAUAAAUAUAAGCAACAGUGGUAUUGAGUGGAUUACAGAAGAUUGCAUCAAAGGUCUUCAUAAUCUACACGACCUUUGUCUAUCAGGCUGCAAAAGACUCGUGUCACUGCCAGAGCUUCCUCGUUCGCUGAAAAUUCUACAAGCAGACGAUUGUGAUUCACUAGAGAGUUUAAAUGGCCAUUUAAACACUCCAAAUGCAGAGCUAUAUUUCGCUAACUGCUUCAAAUUGGAUGCAGAAGCACGACGAGCGAUAAUUCAGCAAUCGUUUGUUAGCGGGUGGGCUCUCUUACCAGGAUUAGAAGUACCUCCAGAGUUCGGCCACCGAGCCAGAGGAAAUUCCUUAAUAAUUCCUUAUUCUGCUUCCAACAGAUUUAAGGUUUGUGUCGUGAUGUCACUUAACCAUCAUCAACCCUUCGAAUUAGUUCCUAGAAACCUAUUAUAUCGUUGGACAGUCAUAGGCGACUCAGUGAGCUCUGAUGAAAAGACGUUUCACCUUUCACAUAUGUUCAACGCCGACUCAGUGAACUCCAAGUUACAAAAGCCACAUCUGUUCAUAUUUCACUCUUGCUUGCCAUUCAUAUUUCACUCGUGCUUGCCAUUCAUAUUUGACAUUAGCAAUAUAAUGCUCGAAUUCAGCAGCGAAUACAAAGAUUUCGACAUCCUUGAAUGUGGUGUUCAGAUCUUGACGGAUGAAACAGAUGAAAGAAACAUUUGGGGUUCUCUAGUAUUCUGAGAAGCAUUCGAAAGUGAAGAAGAAGACGUUGAUAAUCUCACUGACAGGAGACCUGAAGUCGGCGAAACGUCCAACAGAGGCAAUAAAGAGGGAGACAAAUCUGAAUCGGGAGAGGCGUCCAAAGACAAAGAUGAAGAUAUGGCCGAAGAGGACGACGAUGAUCACCAACAAGACAAUGGUGACUAUGAAUCCGUAUCAAGGAAGCGUCCAAGGAUGACGAUGAUCACAAAUCUCAAGGGGGAAAUCCAAAAACGUAUGAGAAUAUAAAAGGAGAACCCACCAUCUCCAUCAUGGCAUUAUCUCUGCAAAUUAGGAUCAUAUAUACUAUAUAAGGCCUUGUGGAAGGACAAAGAUCCAAUGCGAAGUGAACGAAAAAGCUUGGAAAAAAGAAGAUAAUUUGCAUUUAUCAGGAUAGAAAUGCAACAUGUAAUUACUUUUCUAAACGCUUGUACUUAUCUCCCAAUGUAAGAAUGCAAAUCUUGGAGUCUCCAAUAGCACGUAGUACUAUGUAUUUCUUC
Messenger RNA from Arabidopsis thaliana (thale cress), 3681 nucleotides. RefSeq names its product Disease resistance protein (TIR-NBS-LRR class) (gene WRR4). The record is from RefSeq and is marked reviewed. The coding region runs from base 140 to 3163 and encodes 1007 amino acids. Gene Ontology annotation, molecular function: ADP binding; NAD+ nucleosidase activity, cyclic ADP-ribose generating. The transcript is spliced from 5 exons. Gene Ontology annotation, cellular component: cytoplasm. Gene Ontology annotation, biological process: defense response; signal transduction. Lineage: Eukaryota; Viridiplantae; Streptophyta; Magnoliopsida; Brassicales; Brassicaceae.